This is a messenger RNA of Setaria italica (foxtail millet), 1959 nucleotides long. Its product is annotated as probable metal-nicotianamine transporter YSL17. Bases 16 to 1959 code for a protein of 647 amino acids. Gene Ontology annotation, cellular component: membrane. The transcript is spliced from 4 exons. The record is from RefSeq and is a predicted model, not a curated record. Gene Ontology annotation, molecular function: oligopeptide transmembrane transporter activity. NCBI's taxonomy places the organism in Eukaryota, Viridiplantae, Streptophyta, Magnoliopsida, Poales, Poaceae.
CCAUCGCCGUCGGAGAUGAUCACGGCGCGGUCGGUGGCCGUGAGCGUCGUGCUCGGCGCCACGCUCAGCACCGUGGUCAUGAAGCUGAGCCUCACGUCGGGGUACCUGCCGCACCUCACCGUCCCCGCGGGGCUCCUGGGCUUCUUCCUCUCCCGGGCGUGGACGCGCGUGCUCCACGGCUGCGGGGCGGCGGCGGCGCAGCUCCCCUUCACCCGCCAGGAGAACGCCCUCAUCCUCACCUUCGCCGUCGCCUGCUCCAACACCGCGAACACGGGUGGGUUCGGGUCCUACAUCCUGGCGAUGAGCAGGAGCUCGGCCGAGGACGACGGCGGCGCCGAGAACGGCGGCAGGAACGUCGAGGAGCCCCAGAUCGGCCGCCUGGUCGCGUUCCUCUUCCUCACCAGCUUCGCCGGCAUGUUCGCCGUCAUGCCCUUCAGGAACAGCCUCAUCAUCCGGCACCACCUCACGUUCCCGACCGGCACGGCCACGGCGCACCUCAUCAACAGCAUGCACACGCCGCUCGGCGCCAAACAAGCAAGUAAGCAGGUGUCAGCCAUGUUCAAAACCUUCGGCGGGACCUUGGCGUGGUCGCUAUGGCAGUGGUUCUUCGCAGGCGGCGAGGACUGCGGCUUCCAGUCGUUCCCGAUCUUUGGCCUCACCGCAGCUCGAAGUGGGUUCUUCUUCGACUGCUCGAUGACCAACAUCGGCGUCGGGUUGUUCAGCCCGUACAAGAUCACCAUCUCGAUGGUCGCGGGGUCCCUGCUGGCAAAUGGGGUCUUGCUGCCGUACGUCAAGACGAAGGAGGGCAUCUGGUACCCUCGUGGCAACCACGGCGCCUACGGGAUGUUCAUCGGGAUAUCCAUGGUCCUCGCGGACGGCCUCUUCCACCUGCUCUGCAUCCUGCUCCGGACGCUCCGCGCGAUGCGCAAGCGGCGGCAUUCCCAGCUGGCCGCGCAGCCGUUCAUGUGCCUUGGCGUCGACGACCGGCCGCCGGCGCGGAACUUUGACGACCGGCGGCGGGCGCAGGUGUUCCUCCGCGACCGAGUGUUCGAUCCGGCCGCCGUCGCCGGCUACAUCGCCUUGUCGGCCGCCUCCAUCCUCCUCAUACCGCACCUCUACCCCCAGCUGAGGCCCAACCACGUCGCGUUCGCCUACCUCAUCGCGCCGGUCUUCGCGUUCUGCAAUGCGUACGGUACCGGCAUGACGGACGUCAGCGUCGCGCCGACGUACGGAAGGAUUGCCGUGCUAGCCUUCGGCUCCUGGGUGGGGCUCGGCAACGGCGGCCUGGUCGCCGGGCUCGCCGCCGGCGUCAUCCUCGUGUCCGCCGUCGCCACCGCCAGCGACCUCAUGCAGGUGUUCAGGACGGGGUACCUCACCCUCACCUCGCCGCACGCGGUGUUCAUCGGCCAGAUCGCUGGGACGGUGGUGGGUUGCGUCAUCAACCCGCUCAUCUUCUGGAUGCUGUACGGGGUGUACAACGGCGGCGACGGCGCCCCCGAUGCUUCGUUCGCCAAGAUGUACCGUGGCAUGGCCAUGCUGGCACUGUCCCAGCAAGGGCUGCCCAGGCACAGCCUGCUGCUCUGCAAGGUCUUCUUCGCCAUGACGCUGGCCGUGAAUGUGCUCGGCGAGGUGUCCGCGCGGAGGGGGUGGCGCGGAGGGCGGUACCUCCCGUGCACCAUCGCCGUGGCCGUCGCGUUCUUCCUGCCGCCCGAGAUACCCAUCGGCAUGUUCAUCGGGAGCAUCGUGAUGUACCUGUGGAGGAGGCUCGAUGGCGAUGGCGCGCGUGCACGGUCGCCGGCGGUGGCCGCCGGACUUAUAUGCGGGGACGGUGUCGGGACGCUGCUGUGGUCCAUGCUCAAGCUGUCCAACGCGCGGCCACCGAUGUGCAUCAUGUUCCUGACUCCAAGUGUAAAUAAGCGCCUGGAUGCGUUCCUAGCAACAGUACCCACGUCGUCGUAG